AGCUGAUCCCCGAAGUACCCGAGUGUGGGAGCGAUCUGCCCAUGGGCCCCCGCCUGCUGCUGGUUCUGGUGCUGCUUCAGGCAGUUUGGAAAGGUGCUCUGGGAAAGUCCCAUUCACUGCACACUCGAGGAAUCAUUGAACUGGCUGGAGCCAUAACGUGUGGCACAGGACGGUCUCCCUUGGCAUAUAUCGGCUAUGGGUGCUACUGUGGACUGGGAGGACGAGGUUGGCCUAAAGAUAAAACAGACUGGUGCUGCCACAGGCAUGACUGCUGCUAUGACACAGCAGAGAAGGAAGGCUGCAACCCCAAGGUGCAGCGCUACCAGUGGGAGUGUGAGCAGAACACCGUGCGGUGCGAUAACCUGACAGACCGAUGUGAAAAAAUGGUGUGCCUGUGUGACCAAGAAGCAGCCAAGUGCUGGGGUGCAGCCCCAUAUAAUCCUCACUUCAUCCUCUGGCCAGACUUUUUAUGUGGACAGACUCAUCCCACCUGCCAUGUCAGAUAUGGGGGGCCAGAAUAGUCUUUUUAGGACCUUUCUUCAAACAAUUUGAACUUGAAGGUGGUGGAAUAAAAUGUUUCCUCAUUUUCCAGA
Molecule: messenger RNA, 593 nt
Organism: Passer domesticus (house sparrow)
Lineage: Eukaryota; Metazoa; Chordata; Aves; Passeriformes; Passeridae
Product: phospholipase A2-like
Exons: 4
Coding region: 42-521 (159 amino acids)
Biological process (GO): lipid catabolic process; phospholipid metabolic process; arachidonate secretion
Molecular function (GO): calcium ion binding; phospholipid binding
Source: RefSeq, a predicted model, not a curated record